This is a messenger RNA of Toxotes jaculatrix (banded archerfish), 1533 nucleotides long. RefSeq names its product homeobox protein Hox-A10. Gene Ontology annotation, cellular component: nucleus. Lineage: Eukaryota; Metazoa; Chordata; Actinopteri; Toxotidae. Gene Ontology annotation, biological process: regulation of transcription by RNA polymerase II. Gene Ontology annotation, molecular function: DNA-binding transcription factor activity, RNA polymerase II-specific; RNA polymerase II cis-regulatory region sequence-specific DNA binding. The transcript is spliced from 2 exons. The coding region runs from base 1 to 1140 and encodes 379 amino acids. The record is from RefSeq and is a predicted model, not a curated record.
AUGUCAGCCAGAAAGGGCUAUCUUCUCCCUUCGCCAAAAUACACCACAAUAAUGUCAUGUUCGGACAGCCCGUCAGGAAAUGCGUUUUUAGUGGAUUCUCUGAUCAGUGGCCGCACCGAGAGCGGCGGAGGUCACUACACAGGGAGCGCGGUGUGCGUGCCACAUAGCACCGCUACAGAAGUGCCUUACGGACUACACAACUAUGGGUACUUCCCAGGUAUGGGUAAGCGGAGCGAGGUGGGUCCCCAGAACAUGGUUUCCGCCUCAGGGGCGUACAUGCCCAGCAUGGAGAUGUGGAUGGACGCGCAGAGGUCAUGUCGAAUGGACCAAGAGCACCCGGUAGGUCCCCAGGUCGCGCCCUGUUCGUUCCCGCAGAACAUUAAGGAAGAGAGCAGCUACUGUCUGUAUGAGCAGCCAAAGUGCCCUAAAGCCUCCACAGCCGAAGAUCUUACAUAUUCGAGGUUAACUACAGCCGGCCUCGGGUCGAGUUCUUGUACAGUUACCGAUGGCGGCGGCGGCGGGGGCUCAGUGCCUGUGCCGGGCUACUUCCGCUUGUCUCAGACGCACGCACAUUCUCAUAAACUUUACAGCACCAACGGCCCCCAGCCGAACUCUUCCCAUUCUCAUUUUGGCCUACACCCCACUGCUCCCGCUCGCUUCCAUACGCCACCAAACUCGGCUUCUGCUCCAGCCACGGCGCAGGAAGGGAGGAACACCGAGGAGCCCGUGUCCUCGGCAAAAGCAGACGUGCAGCCCCACGCUGCACCGGGGACCGAGGACACACGAGAGUCCUCGGAUGCAGAAGCGUCCUCAGCUGACGAGGCAGAGGAGCACGAGAAAGAGAGACCAGCAAAGAGCAGUAAAGGAGACACAAAAAGUGAAAACACGGCCAACUGGCUGACAGCAAAAAGCGGCCGGAAGAAACGCUGUCCAUACACCAAGCACCAGACACUGGAGCUGGAGAAGGAGUUCCUCUUCAACAUGUACCUGACCCGAGAGCGCCGCCUAGAGAUCAGUAAAAGCGUCCACCUGACGGACAGACAGGUUAAAAUCUGGUUCCAGAACCGCAGGAUGAAACUGAAGAAAAUGACGCGGGAAAACAGGAUCCGGGAGCUCACCUCCAACUACGGAUUUUCGUGAUGAACGAGGUGAUCACACUGAAAUAGAAGAAAAUUGGUGAAAUCAAUUACACCCCCUUCACUCCUCGAGCACCACCACCACCACCACCACCACUUCCACCACUACUACCACCACCACCCUCCCUCCCUCCCUCCCCACUUUGUCCACAUGAGCCAUUUCACUGUGGGGUACAACUUUCUUUUAUUUCCAGACACGCUUAAUGUCAACGCAUCGUCCUCUGUGAGCUGCUGAGAAAAGAAAAACGUAGAAAAAAUAUGAAUGUUGGAAGUUCUCUUUGAUUGAUUCCUGAUGUUGUGUUUUUGUAUCGUCGACACGUUUCUGUCAGUUCUGUCGUAUGGUUCGAUAGUGUCGUCAGUGGAGUUAAAUCAAUGCAGUUAAACACACACACACACA